AUGGUGGUUGGUGAAUAUUCAUGGGUAACGGUUAACACAGAAGAAAAAGGGCCUGUCAAGUGCAUAAGCAUGAAGAGAGACAUUGCCAAGACUUUAUCGCUGGGAAGAAAGGGCACCUUCCCUGUGAGCGCUCUGCUCGGCGCGCGAAUGGGCGUGACUCUGCACUGGGAGAAUGGAGAAAUGCGCGAGCACUCAGAAGCCCAGCCAGAGGGAAAGCACACUGCAAGGAAGUUCAAGAAACACUCAAAAACAAUUCUGCUGAAGACCCCUACUCUCCCCGAUCUUGUGGCAAUGUACAACGGAAAAGGAGACAUGACAGUGUCGCAUGAAGUUCUGUCCCAAGUGAUCUUUCAUGCAAUUGGAGUGAAGUAUGUCGCUGUGCUGGACGAGUACAAGUCGAUGUUCCUGGCAGCAGUGGCAGUGGCCAGAGGAACAGAGAACUUGAGCAGAAUAGGUGGACACACACACAAUAUACACACGCUUGGAGCCCUUGGCUUCGGACUAAACAUCAGCGCAUUCACAAAGGAAAGCAUCCCCAGGGGGGCUGGCAGUGUGCUCUUUGUGCUGGCGCAGAAGAAGAAGUACGAAAUGAAGGAAGUCCUGGAGAUUGUAAAGGGAGAGCCCGAGAGUAAGAGAGUGAGCAUCGAUUUUCUCCUUUACCAUCCAGUGAAAGAGGGAAUACUCGGAGUGUUUAAUGAAAUGAUGCAGAGCAGAUCAUUUGGCCUGCUGGAUCUGCGAGAGCUGUUCUACAGAGAGUACCAAAGCAGGAUAGGAGCCAUACACCCUGCAAUGAGCAAACUGGGAUGCUCGGGGUUUAUUCUGAGUGGUUCAUUCUUUGACAAUGGAAGAUAA
Nematocida minor is the source of this 852-nucleotide messenger RNA. RefSeq lists its product as uncharacterized. Gene Ontology annotation, cellular component: nucleus; tRNA (m1A) methyltransferase complex. NCBI's taxonomy places the organism in Eukaryota, Fungi, Microsporidia. The record is from RefSeq and is a predicted model, not a curated record. The coding region runs from base 1 to 852 and encodes 283 amino acids. Gene Ontology annotation, biological process: tRNA methylation. The transcript has a single exon.